AUGCCCAAGGAGAGAUUUCAAGAAUAUUACGUUAAUUCAAUUAGCACAGAAAUCACGAUGUUUCGCGCUGGUAUCUUCGCGGUAUUGUGGUCGUUGGUGAUAUGCUCGUUUGGGUUCACAAUGGAUCGUUCAGAAUGCAAAGAUUUAUGUCCAUUUUAUUGGAUAGCACUUGUAUUGUCCACCUGGGAUACGGCACCGUCUUUAGACACAUAUCAAAGGAUAUCUGUGGAUCCCACGUUGAAUAGCAAGAUACAGACGACAGAUACCGAUAAGUCUCCGCAAAUUGAGAAUGCAAAAGUGAUGACGAAAUUGACAGACGGGAUAAAAGAGAGUCAGAUACGUGAGAAGAGAUCGAGCACGGAAAACAUCGGAGUAAAAUCAAUCGGUGACAUAACAUCAGUGAAGAAUGAUGACUCCGACUUCUCCGAAAAAGACACAGACAGCAUCACUGGCCCGCGCAACGUUGUCUUGCUUCUAAUUGACAACAAGACUCAUGACGAGAAGAGAAGAGAGAAUCGGCACGAUCACGUGGAAACACUACCGUUCACUGUCGAAGGAUCUCUUCAGGUAUUCCUAGGUUAUCAGGAUGAAUAUUUAAAAUACACUUUGUUGUUUAAUGUGUAUAAUCUUAAAGCUGUAAUUGCUUUAAAAAAAAUGUCGAGUUUUUUUUUCCAUAUCUUUCGCGCAUACCGAGAUUCAAGUUGCGUGUUAUCCGAUUUAAUAACUCAGAGCUGCUCCGAUAAAAUCGGGACUAUUAAUAUCUCCUCGGAAAGUGCGCUGGUUUCGGAAAGCAAAGAAAAGGACUGCGAUUGUGAGCGCCUGCUUUAUUCCAGUAUCGGAGAGUUGUUAUCAUGGGCGAAAUACACAAGACAGAUGGCAACAGGUCUGAAAGUUUUAUUCACUGAUUGUCGAAAAAGUUGCAUAUUAAAAGAUGAGUUUUGUCUAUCAGGCACAGUCUCCAUCAGCAACCUUUCCACCCCGUUGCUCUUCGACUACGUCGCUGGUCCAAGCGACAUCUUGACUGGAUUCGACGGAUCUAAUGAAGGUGAUGCAAAAUUAGAAUCACGCAAAAACAAGCGUGAUUCUAACAAUGCGUGGCAAAUGAUUAGCCUCGCAGGUGAUCGGUCGAAAUCUGUCCCCACUUUGCUCGCGCCUGAGGCUAAGAGAGAAGGUAAGUCACGGCUGUAUUAGCUAGUGAGGACA
Harpegnathos saltator (Jerdon's jumping ant) is the source of this 1203-nucleotide messenger RNA. RefSeq lists its product as uncharacterized. Lineage: Eukaryota; Metazoa; Arthropoda; Insecta; Hymenoptera; Formicidae. The record is from RefSeq and is a predicted model, not a curated record. The transcript has 4 exons. Bases 1 to 1191 code for a protein of 396 amino acids.